This is a messenger RNA of Heterostelium album PN500, 1494 nucleotides long. RefSeq lists its product as uncharacterized. Bases 1 to 1494 code for a protein of 497 amino acids. The record is from RefSeq and is a predicted model, not a curated record. NCBI's taxonomy places the organism in Eukaryota, Evosea, Eumycetozoa, Acytosteliales, Acytosteliaceae. The transcript has 4 exons.
AUGAGUGACAAUCGUGAAGGAUCUGCCCAACAACCUCUGGCAUCAUCACCAUCAUCGUCUGAUAUAAUAAUAGAUUUACAAUUAGUAAAUCAACAAGAGCAAGAAUCAGAUCAAAAACAACCAAAAUAUAUACUACAAAUAAAGAAUAGUAAAAUUUCAGAUAUAAUAAUAUCAUCAAUCAACUUAAAUCUAUCAUUUAAUGAUUUACUAGUAGAUAAAGAUAUAAAUAACAAGAAUAACAGUGAUGAUGAGUGUAAAACUACAUUACCCCUACCUCAUUAUCUCCUAGAGUCAAACAAUGAAAGAUUUAAAAGAGAUUUUAGUUUACCUUUUGUCAGUAUAUGUUUGUGUAUGAAGAAUGCAAGUUUGUACAUAGACGAAACAUUACUCUCUGUCGUAUUACAAUCUUAUAGAGGUCCGAUUGAAUUAUCAAUGUUUGAUGAUUUAAGUACUGAUGAUACAAUUGAAAUUGCAAAGAAAUGGAUUGUAUUAUUUAAACAUUAUUCUAUUAUGUUUGUUUUGAAUGGUGGGAAAGGUGUGGAACAGAGAAUAGUUGAAACUCAUUCAAUACCAGAGUAUCAGUUACUAGUGGAUUCCUAUCGCGCUCGGCAUCCAAAUAGCCAAUCACUGAUUGAGUUGGGCGAAGACACUAUGCCUCUUUUGGAGAGUGGUGGAUGUGGAUACGCAAGAAACAAAGCAAUACAAUAUUCACACGGUGAUUAUCUAUGUAUUCUAGAUUCAGACGAUAUUAUGUAUCGCGAAAGAAUUGAACUACAAAUUAAAGAAUGCUUGAAAUAUAAAGACGAUGGUGAUGAUAAUGUUAUUGUUGGAUCGAACUUUCUUAGAAUACCGGAAGGAUCUUCUAAUAGAUAUACAGAGUGGUGCAAUCGAUUGACCAACGAAGAGCUCUAUCUUCAUCAGUAUCGAGAGUGUACUAUUAUACAACCUACUUGGUUCAUGAGAAGAGAUACCUGCUAUAGAGUAGGUGGUUUCUCAACUCAACAAUCAAAUUUGGAGUUAUAUAAAGUGAAUGAAUCGCCGACAUCACCUACAACAGCAAUAACAGCAUCCACUUCACCAACUACACCUAUAAAGAAACAACCUAUUCCGGAGGAUUUAAUAUUCUUCCACAAGCAUCUACAACUCGAAGGAAAACUUGGAAAAAUAAAAUUAGAAUAUUUAGAGAAAAGAGUUUUAAAUAAAUGGUCAAGUUUCUCGAUUUGGGGAGCCGGAAGGGAUGGUAAGAAGUUUUUUACGAUGCUAUCCGAUGAUAAUAAGAAUAAGGUAAAGGCAUUCUGUGAUGUCGAUACUUCAAAGAUUGGAAGAAACUACAACGCAGCUUAUACCAACCAAUCGAUUCCAAUUAUUCAUUUCUCAGAAGUGAAACCACCUUUAAUUAUGUGCGUUUCACUUGAUCGUACCAAUCAAGAGUUUGAAAACAAUAUAAAGUCUUUAAAUAUAGUAGAAGGUAUUGAUUAUUGGCAAUUUAAUUAA